Messenger RNA from Python bivittatus (Burmese python), 4431 nucleotides. NCBI's taxonomy places the organism in Eukaryota, Metazoa, Chordata, Lepidosauria, Squamata, Pythonidae. The record is from RefSeq and is a predicted model, not a curated record.
GACUUUGGAGAUGCCACAAAUUGGCCAACACCAGGUGAAAUAGCUCACAAGAGUGUACAGCAACCGUCGCAAAAAUCCCAAUCUCUCCGGAAGCUUCAUAUUAAGAAAAACAUGAGGGAGCAGGAGAAAGGGGAAGGAAGUGACGGCAAAGAGAACAUUAAAACCCGAUCCGAUGAAUCAGGGGAAGAGAAGAAUGGAGAUGAUGACAACCAGAAAUCGGCUCAGAAGAAAAAGGGAUGGCAUUUAGAUAACAAGCAUGAACGGAACUGGCCUGACCAUGAUGAAACUUCUAGUGUUAAAAGCGAGGGGGCAACUGUGCGUGGUGCUUUCAGGGGCAGAGGACGUGGUCGGGGACGAGGGAGAGGGAGAGGAAGAGGAGGUACUCGCUCUCACUUUGAUUAUCAUUAUGGGUAUCGGAAAUUUGAUGCUUCUGAUGGCUCACGUACUCAGAAAUACACCAGUAAUAUCACUUAUUACUUUGACAACAUCAGCAGCACUGAGCUCUACAGUGUUGACCAAGAAUUGCUCAAAGACUACAUCAAACGACAGAUAGAAUAUUACUUCAGUGUCGACAACUUGGAAAGAGACUUCUUCUUAAGGCGGAAAAUGGACACUGAAGGUUUCCUUCCCAUCACUCUCAUUGCCAGUUUCCAUCGGGUACAGGCCCUAACCACAGAUGUUGGCCUUAUCAUUAAGGCAUUAAAAGAUAGCAAAGUGGUGGAGAUCGUGGACCAGAAAAUCAGAAGAAAGGAAGAACCAGACAAGUGGCCUUUACCUGGCCCUCCCAUGACAGACUAUGCACAAACUGAUUUCUCUCAGCUAAUCAACUGCCCAGAGUUUGUGCCCAGACAGAGCUUCCAAAAAGAGACAGAAUCUGCUCCUGGUUCUCCCCGCUCUGCCAGUCCCGUGCCAAGCAAGACAGAAGAAGUUACUAAUCUGAAGACACUACCUAAAGGCCUUUCUGCCAGCCUGCCUGACUUGGACUCAGAGGCAUGGAUUGAAGUGAAGAAGAGGCCUAGACCGUCUCCCAUCAGACCCAAGAAAACAGAAGAAUCUAGAACACCAUUGAAACAGAAGGAUCAGGAUGAACCAGAGGAGCUGGACUUUCUUUUUGAUGAGGAAAUGGAACAGAUGGAUGGUCGUAAAAACACCUUCACUGAUUGGUCAGAUGAGGAUUCAGACUACGAGAUUGAUGACAGGGACGUGAAUAAAAUUUUGAUUGUAACCCAGACACCCCCUUAUCUGCGCCGUCAUCCAGGGGGAGACAGAACAGGCAACCACACUUCCAGGGCAAAGAUGAGCUCAGAAUUGGCCAAAGUGAUCAAUGAUGGACUAUAUUACUAUGAGCAGGACCUGUGGACAGAACAAUUUGAGCCGGAAUAUUCUCAGAUAAAGCAAGAAGUAGAAAACUUCAAGAAGGUGAAUAUGAUCAGCAGAGAGCAAUUUGACACUCUGACCCCUGAGCCUCCUGUUGAUCCAAAUCAGGAAGUUCCUCCAGGACCACCCAGGUUCCAGCAAGUUCCAACUGAUGCUCUGGCAAAUAAACUCUUUGGUGUGCCCGAACCUUCAACCAUUGCCCGAUCUUUGCCAACAACAGUGCCAGAAUCCCCAAACUAUCGCAAUGCAAGAACUCCUCGGACCCCUCGUACACCUCAGCUGAAGGACCCUACACAGACGCCCCGGUUUUACCCAGUGGUUAAAGAAGGCAGAUUGAUAGAUGCCAAGACACCCCGGAAAAGGAAAACACGGCAUAGUUCAAAUCCUCCAAUGGAAUGCCAUGUUGGUUGGGUGAUGGAUUCCCGGGAGCAUAGACCUCGAACAGCAUCCAUCAGUUCCAGUCCUUCAGAAGGCACCCCAGCCAUAGGCAGCUAUGGCUGCACCCCACAGUCAUUGCCUAAGUUCCAGCAUCCUUCCCAUGAACUCCUGAAAGAAAAUGGCUUCACACAACAUGUCUACCACAAGUAUCGCCGGCGCUGCCUUAAUGAACGGAAACGAUUGGGCAUUGGCCAGUCCCAGGAAAUGAAUACUCUCUUUAGAUUCUGGUCAUUUUUCCUUCGUGAUCACUUUAACAAGAAAAUGUAUGAGGAAUUCAAGCAACUGGCUCUGGAGGAUGCAAAAGAAGGGUACAGGUAUGGACUGGAGUGCCUCUUCAGAUAUUAUAGUUAUGGACUGGAGAAGAAAUUCCGACCUGACAUAUUUAAGGAUUUCCAAGAAGAAACUAUAAAAGAUUUUGAGGCUGGCCAGCUUUAUGGGCUUGAAAAAUUUUGGGCCUUCUUAAAAUAUUCCAAAGCCAAAAACUUGGACAUUGACUGCAAACUGCAAGAAUACCUCAGCAAAUUCCGCCGCCUUGAAGACUUCCGAGUUGAUCCUCCUAUAGGGGAAGAAGGUAGCCACAAGAGAUAUGCAGCAACAGUAGGAGUAGAUGGAAGGAAGCGAUACCCAUCUCAGUCUUCUAGCAAGGCUGUUGGCCAUACUCCAUCCAGUCAAAUGUCUGCCUCAUCCAGUCAAGUCCCCAACUCAUCAAGCCAGGAAGAUGCCAAAAACCUGAGCCAGCCACAUGCAGUUUCCACAGCCACGGUGGAAACCCAAACAGUGGGGAAGUAGGCGCACUAGAACUACCAGUGAAAAAGGGGGCAGGGAGUUGGAAUGUAAAAGUCCAAGACCAGGCUGCUUGCGGGAGGUGGGGAUAUACCGUGCAUAUGAUUUUUCUUGUUGGCUGGAAAAACAAGAUGAUCCAAGUUGAAUGCAUCCUUUUCCUCGCUGUGAUUAAGUCAUUGAUUGGAGCCAGACCUUCACAUUUUCAUGUCUUAGCGCCUUUCAGGGGUUAGGUUGGGUUGGGAAAGGGGAGAUUUUUAUAAAUAUAAAUAUAUAUUAUAUAUAUAUAAAUAUAUAUAUAUAUCAAGUUUUAAAUUAUUGAUAGAAGUUUGUUUGGAUAAACCAAAAUUAUUCUGCAUCAUGCAGCCUCACAAUCCAGCUCCUUCUCAUCCCUCUGAACACUUGACAACUAUGCAGCCCACUUGGUAAGCUGGAAGUUUGGACUGAACAAUUUAGUGUCAUUUGGAGAACUAGCCUUUGGGCUUUCCAAGUUCAGCAGGCACCGCCCCUUCUGGAUAUAGCAAUGCACAAGAGGAGUCUCUGCUACCAUCACAUGUACCACCAUUACUUCUGUUGUGGCUCCUUCUAUGCUGCUCAUCUUUUCCAUCAGAAACUGACGACUGGAAAUGAACCAAAGGACCCUGGCUGAAAGUGGGCCCACUUUACAUUGGGCUUGCCCAGUUCUUUUGCGUGAUGGGUAGAACAUAAACUUGCACAGUGUCUCCCCUCGCAUAGGAAUGCUAAGACUUUGCUAAAACAGCUUUCACUUAAAAAAAAAAACACAAAACACACAAAAAAACUUGUUUAAAAAAAAAGUCUGUUUCUUUGCUUCCUUCCUUGAAAAUAAUAAGUUGCCUUAUUGUGGAGUUGGGAACUUGUAGGCAUCCCUGACUUGAGCAAAUUGGGAAAACGGCAUCUGCUUGGGACUCAGCCAGACUGUGAUAUAUUUCUGUUCCCUGUUCAGUGACUCUUGUCUGCAGUAGCUGGUGACUGUCUUCCCUUUAACCCAGCUGUGAUCUGCAUCAACUGGAACAAUACUGUUGAGAUCUAGCUGAAUGUUGGUUCAAACCACACGGACAGCUUCUCUCCAGAGCAGGGGAUACUGGGGCGCUUCAGCCUGCAACUUCUGCUAUUGUGUAGUUGAUGCUGAUGUAUAUGUAUCAACUGUUUUAGCGUCCUUUCUGCUACAACUGCAUCUGCCAUUGCUUCACUUAGACCUCCAGGUGCACCGCUAUUUUCCUCCCUAUCCCACCUGGGCAGGCCAGGAACUUGUUUGUUGAUUUCAUGAAAUCUUCCUAUCCCAGAGCAGGCAGGCAGGUGUGCCAGGAAAAGAGUAACACAGAGGGAGGAUCUAAAGGCACGCACCCUUGCUUUUCAUCUAUGUGGUUGAAGAAUGUGUCUACAGGAAAACAGCUUUAACCUAAGCAAAGUAGGAUUUUUAUGUCUGAUGGUUUCCAAAUUUGAGGUAGCUUACUAGUGUUAAUUACUUGAACAGAAUUCCCUUUCUGUAUUCUUUCUAAUAACAGAUAUGAUAACCUGCCUCCCUUCCCUGGAAUGACCAUGUAGCCAAGGAAUCAGCUGUUUAGACUGUUCACUAGCUACAAGUAUCACUUUUGAUGUUCUUGCAUCACCCCCCCCCCAAAAAUCCAUGAAUUAGAACCAUGUCAGCUGUGUCAUAGAACUUUAUACAAAGCACCAAGUUUAUCUUGGCUGCUAUUGGGCUAACUGCUGGAACUUUUGGAGGUUAUUCACAUGGCUGUAACAGUUGAAAACAGCUGUCCUGAACUAUAGGAGUGAACAGCAGAGAAGAAGGAAAUAAAUACAUGCUACAAUUUG